This is a messenger RNA of Hemiscyllium ocellatum (epaulette shark), 9815 nucleotides long. RefSeq names its product coiled-coil domain-containing protein 177-like. Lineage: Eukaryota; Metazoa; Chordata; Chondrichthyes; Orectolobiformes; Hemiscylliidae. The record is from RefSeq and is a predicted model, not a curated record. The transcript has a single exon. The coding region runs from base 831 to 2735 and encodes 634 amino acids.
CAGACAGAGGCAGAGUAAAACCUUCAGCCGCCUGCUGCCAUUCGGCCCGGGGGCUGGGGACUGUCUCCUGGAGGAGGCGGAGAUACAUUCUGCAGCGUCUGGAGGGGCGAGGAGGAGAAGUGUCUGAUCCUUUGACACGGAGAGAAAGAAGAGGAAUACAGAGGAAAAGGAGGAAUACAGAGAGGGAGAGAAGGAAUUUGGAGAAAAAAAGAGGAAUACAGAGAGAACGAAGAAUCCAGCGAGACAGGAGAAGAAAACGGAGAGAGGAGAAAUACAGAUAACAAGGGAAUACAGAGAGAGAGAGGAGGAAUACGACGAGAAGAGGAAUACAGAGAGAGAGAGAAAGAGAAACACAGAGGGAAAAAAAGAAAGAGGACGACAGAGAGGAGCACCGAGAGUGAGAGAGAGAGGGAAGGAAUACGGCGAGAAAGAGAAAUGGAGAAAAAGAGGAAUACAUAGAGAGGAGGAAUACAGCGAGAAGAGGAAUACAGAGAGAAAAAAAGGAAAUCGGAGUAAAAGAGGAGGAAUAAAGCUCGAGAGAAAAAGAGGAAUACAGCAAGAAGGAAGGAGAGAGAAAAAAAAGAGGAGGAAUACAGAGGAAUUGAGAGAGAAUGAACUGAAUUAAGCUGAGAACAUGGAGCCUGUGUGAGGAGAGGAGUGAAUGUGGAGGGAGCUGUCCAGGGGCUGAUGAUGGUCAAUGCUGCUGCCUCCUCGCUGCCUGGGUUUAUAUAAUACCCGCUGUGUCAAUGAGCGCCCCCGGGGGCAGCGAGCCAGGAGCCCCCGGUGUCCCCGCCCCGGCCCCCGCCGCCGCCGCCGCCCCCGCCUGAGGAAUGGGCUCCCUCCCCGAAGCCUCCGCCUCCGCCACCGCCUCGGCCGGGACGGUGCGGGCGGCCGGCGCCGAGCCCCCGCCGGGCGGCGUGCCCCGGCGCCAGGAGUCGCCGAUGUUCCGCCUGGACCUGGACAACUUCGACAGCUCGGAGGCGGAGGGCAGCCGCUACGUGCUGACCAGCCCGCGCUCGCUGGAGGCCUGCGCCCGCCGCGGGGUCCGGCCGGUCGAGCUGCUGCACCGCGGCGUCAACGAGUUCGCCCGCGGGGCGCCCGGCCGCUCCAUGCGGGUGGCCAGCGGCCUCUACGAGGUCUACGAGCGGGAGCGCCGCCGCAAGCUGGGGGACUGCAGGCAGGAGAGGGAGAAGAUCAUCCGGGAGGAGGAGGAGGGCAGGCGGAGGAGGAGGAGGAGGAGAGCGGGCGGCGGCGGCGGGUUGCUCAGGAACAGCCUGCCCCCUUCCCCCAGCCCCGGCCGGGCCCUCAGCCUGGGCCCGGGCCCGGGCCGCUCCAGGAGCCAGUCGGUGGACCAGCUGCAGCGGAAGCCGCCGGCGGGCGGCGAGGUGGCCUCCUCGGACUCGGGCGCCUCCUCCUGCUCCUCGGCGGCCGCCCGGGAGGCGGGCGCGUGGAGCGGCAGCGGCGGCGGCGGCACCACCGCCCGGGGCCGCCCGGCGCCGGCCUGGGGCCUGGGCAAGAGCCUGAGCCUGGGCGACCUGUGCCAGUCGCCGGAGACCGCGCAGAAGGUGGCGCGGAUGGCGCGCGAGGUGCGGCGGAGCGCGCGCGCCGAGGUGCCCGCGCGCGACCGCAAGAUCGCCGCGCUGAUGCUCGCCCGGCACCAGGAGGAGGAGCUGCUGAGCAGCCGCAGCCACCGCACGCACGUGGAGUGGGAGGCGCGGCGCCGGCGCGAGGCGGCGAGGCGCGAGGCCGAGGAGCGCGAGCGGCAGAGCGCGCUGCGGCACGGCCAGCGGGCGUGGGAGAGCCGGCGCGAGGCGCGACGCUCGCAGCUGAGCCGCGAGCAGGGCGAGGCGGCCAGCGUGCGGCAGCAGCGCUCCGCCCUGCACGAGGAGAAGUGGAGGCUGCUGGCGGGCAGCCAGGAGCGCCAGAGGCGGGGCCGGCGGGAGCACGCGAGGCUCGAGGCGCGGGAGAGGAAGGCGCAGCAGGAGCAGCAGCUGAGGGCCCAGGAGCUCGAGGACGAGGCGGGCGUGCAGCUGCGCGACCGGCUGCUGCACCAGAAGCUGGCGGUGGCCGGGCACAAGAAGGCGGAGAAGGAGCAGCGGCAGGCCGAGCAGAGGAAGCUGGCCAACGCGGUGGAGCGGCUGAAGCACGAGGCCGCCCUGAAGGAGAUCUCCAGGGAGGUGGAGAUGGAGAGGAAGGUGCUCAGGCGCUCCCUGGAGCAGAAGCUGGCCCACUCGCAGGAGAAGUACGAGCAGCUGGUGGAGCAGCGCAACAGGGAGCUGCGGGAGCGGGCCAGCCGCGAGCAGCUGCAGAGCCGGCGCGCGAGGGUGGCCGCCGAGCAGCACGAGCGGCAGCACCAGGAGCACCGGGAGGCGCUGGCGCGAGCCGCCGACAGGAGGCUGCAGCACGCGACCCAGGCGGCCCAGGAGAAGAUCCACGAGGUGUCCCGCCGGGCGGUGGAGAGCCGGGCGGAGAGGGAGAGGGUGCACCGGCUCAACAGGAUGAAGCUGCAGGAGGACGAGGAGUGCAAGCGCAGGGAGAUCCAGGACUCCAUCACCCGGAAGCUGGAGAAGAGCGAGCGCAUCUUCCGAGAGAGGCAGAUCGCCCUGGAGAACUCGCGGUCCCUGGCCAGGGCCUCCUUCCAAAUCCGGGACAAGGUGCGCCUGGAAAUAAACACCAGGACUUUCGACAAGAUGGCCCUCGAGGCAGAACUGCAUGCCCACCUGGACAAAAAGUAGGCCGGGCAGAGUUCCCCCCCUCUCAACCUCUGUGCUAACCCAGGGAACCAACCCAAAGCCUGCCCCCCUUUUUUAUACAUAUAUAUAUAUAUAUAUAUAAAACUGUUUAUAUUGCAGGAGAUUCAGUGUGUCGUGCAGCAUACCAUGUGCGUAAUGCUUUGAUGUUGACAAGGGUACAGAGCACAAUUGAGCAACUGGGUAAAGGGUGUCUUUGAUUUAAAGUUGCCUUUUAACACUUAUUCAGCUGAAUGUUUGUACGGCCCUGUGCCCCUUUUAAUGGGUACGAAAUGUUGGCAGCUACUAAACUUCGGCUAUGGAAGGGAUAUCUGUUGUUCCAUACGAUAUGGCCAAGAUCCUUUCUCGCAGGACCAAUCUAUACAGUACACAGUCGCUGUAGAUUCUUUUUUAGUUUUAAAGUUACUGUUUAAACACUGGAAUGUCUUAACUCUGGUCUAACCUCGUUCGCCCAAGCUGCUGGGAUCUUCGUAGUAAAAAUCCUUUAUCUGGUCCACUUACAUCAGUUUUGAUUAAGCAAAGUCAGUGCAAUAAGUUUGAACUUUUAGGUUUACAGUGAAUGGAUGUACCGAGUGAGUGUAGAUUGUUGAAAAGUGUGGUUGGUACGGCAGCGAAUUUGGAUUGCGAGUGAACAGAGAAGUGAACUCAGGUACUGGAAAGGCUGGAAACGAGUGGGAAAUGAGGUGGAGUGGUGAAUGGGAAUGGUAUCGUCCGAACUCAGGAAUAUGUAAUCAGUAAUCGGACCCGAAAGAUGGGAAAUUGCUGUUCCUCAGGUUAAGGUUCCAUUUUGAAAUCCAACGUGGUGGCCUUAUCUGGUUAGCAUUGCGGCUGUGACCACAGAAGUGUCCCAUAUCCUGUGUGUUUGGGGAAAGAGUCUCUCCGAUUGAUUUCCCCACCCAACUACCAUUUUCUCACAUCCCAGUCCUUCCCUUUGGUAUUUAUUUGCGUUAUGGGAAUAUUGAUCCAUUCAGGGAUUGAAUUUCAUUUGAAGCAUCUGCUGUCUGGUCUGUUAAGUGGAUUGAUGCCUUGUGGACCAGGGAUAAUGGGAGGGAUGGUGAAAGGGAUGACGAGAGAGAGCACAUAUAUACUUUUGUAUAUACUACACUAUUGGAGUGCUUCAUCUCUUUACCUCCACCCCAUCCCCAGAAUGUUAUUUAAUUUAAAUGUAAGUUUCCUUUGAAAGUGGUUAUUUGUUAGUGAUUCUGUGAGAUUCUACAAUUCGAUUCUAUGAUUCUACAGUGCCACAUUAGGGGUUCCUCGGUUCAUUAACAAAUUUUAUUUAAUAAUUUUUAAGAGUGGACAUGUACAGUAAACAUACCUUCACCACAAAUAUAUUGACGUGGUGUUGGAAGUUUGUCAAUAACAUUGGAGAGAUCGUUGUUGAAUUAACCAAAGUUGUCAUAGUUAAUCACACGCAUCCUUGUAUUGUUGCUAUUGCUAGUGGACUAGUAAUGCACAGGAGGUGAGUUUCAGGAGCACUGUGAUAAUUGGAGAACUUUUAAAAGUCUGGAAGUAAACUGGUACAGUGAGAAAGAAAAGAGUCCAGGAGGUUGUCGGACAGUUGCUCGAAACUUAAUGAGAAACCAGCCUAUGUAUGUGACUCCAGUGUCACACUGAACCCUUAACUGCCCUUGGAAGCGGCCUAACAGGCAAGGCAUAGUCCCACCAUCUUCUCAGGGUGGCUACGGUUGAGUGUGUACAUCAGCCUUAUCAGUGUGAUCUCAUAUCCUGAGACUGACCUUUAAAACAUUGAAGCGUUCACAAAGCCAACGUCAACUGGGACUUGCUCCUCUCCCUCUCCCAGUUAAAACAUCUGAAUCUGGUUUUUACACAGGAGAAUAGAUCAAAGACAAGACAGGAAUUCUGAAUUUUUGUCACCUGACUUACACUCUGUCCACAGUGCCAUCUGUUCAGUGUGAGAAGAAAGCAGACUAUCGAAGUGGCAUUCCCAACAUUGUGCCCAUCAGGCAAGAUUGUAGGCACACACGUAGAAAUAACAGCAAUUACAUGAGUCACAUCUUCACAAAUCCUGCUGCUUGCACAUUCCUGCCCUCCCAAAGAAUCCUUUUUUUGCCAAAAUGUUCAACAUAUUCACUUUGCUUUUUAAUUAAUUCAUCCACAGAAGCUAUUGUGACAGCAAAAGCUGCAAAAUCCUUAUUGAGUUACAGUUCUUAAGUGGGGCUUGCCUUCAUCCUGUUCACAAGCUUCCGUGGCCUUGCCCCUCCCUAUCACUCCACUGCCUUAACCUUUCAUAUUCUUGUUUUUAAUUGCUCCUUUCUUUCUGCAUUCUUGCAUAUCCAUUCCUUGUCAAAGCAUUGUGUCCCAUGUAGUGCGGUUGAGCAUUAGGAGCAGCUAGUCCAUUGUUGAUUGGUGGCUGAGAUUUAUAUCCCUCUGGUACCCUUGAUGCUAGGGAUGACCUGCCGCUGUCUCAGUUAAAUGCCUGAUUAAUUGAUAUUUAAUACAGGUUGGCCUUCCUGAAGAGAGAUGGCAUGGAGUUGCUACCAGGUCGAAGGCAAGAUCUCCACCACCUGUAAUAAAUUAUGUUCAAAUUAUCCACUAAGUUGAAGCACUUCUUCAAAAUUGUUGAACCUUGUUUUUAACUUUUCUGUUCAUAGGGAGUAUCUUUUCAUAACAGUCAGAUAUUAGUUGCUAUGACUCCUGUUGUGGACUAGAAUAAACCCCCUCAAACAAUGCAGAAGAUAGUCUACAUCUUAAUUUUUUUUAACUUUAAAGGUAAACAUAAGGUGUUGCAUUCCAGAUGCAAUUUGCUUGGCCAAACUACUGAGUUUAAAGCAAAAUGCACUCUAUUCAUCCAAUACAGUUAAAAUACAACAAAAGAAGGAAUUGUGAAUAAGUUAGCUUUAUUGGAAAACCAAACAGUAACUACUAUUAAUUAACUGUGUCAGCAUAUUCAAAACACAGAUUGUCUCAUAUACAGCUCCUGUAGCAGCACAGAAUACCAACUUAACCCAGAGAGGGAAAGAAUGGCUUUCACUUCUUCAAGACCCUAUCAGCAACUGCUGAAAGCUAAAGAUUUUGGUUCUCUGGGAGCUUGGCCACACCCACUCAGGCUGCUUCUAUUGUUCCAACUCUAAAAAGAAACCCUAAGGUCUCUCCAGCUGUUUACUCCCUUACAGACCACUUGGCGCUCUCAUGCAAUCUCACUUUUUAAAAAAAGACAAAGUAAUCUUUUAAAGCCACAACAUUGUCACACCCUUUAAUCUCACAACCACAAUCUGACCUCUUUCCCACCCUUUUCUAACACGACAGUUCUCCAAUCCUCAUCCGUUCACAUGCAAUCUAAACAAAAUAUCAUUUGGGUUAAUCCAGUCUACGCCCAUCUAAAUAUGAAACCCCAAAGAACCAUCAAUCUUUUUAAACCCCAAUGCAUUUUGCACCCUAGCUCCCCACCUCAUCAUUUCCACGCGCUAGCUUACAAAAUUGUUUUUACUAAUGACUCGUAUAUUCCUGAUGAAGGGCUUAUGCCUGAACCGUCGAUUCUCCUGAGCCACGGAUGCUGCCUGACCUGCUGUGCUUUUCCACAUUUUUAACUCUGAUUCUCCAGCAUCUGCAGUCCUUAUUUUCUCCUAAAAUCUUCUUUUUGCCAUAUAUCAACCUUAAACCUGUGAUAAAACUUCUUAUCUAAAUAUAAACCCAAUCACUCCAGUCCCUAAUUAAUGUGCUGUACAAAAACAGUAAUUAGCUUUUAGUGGUUAAUUGGUUCAGAGAUUAUAUUUGCAAGGAAAACUCCCCUGGUCUUUUCAAAUCAGUGGCAUGGGAUCUUUUACAGUUGCCUGAAAGAACAGGCAGGGAUUGAAUUCAGGGUCUCACGUGAAAGUUGGCACUAUCAUCCUUCCUCAGGACUGCAACGGGGUGUCAGCCCGGAUCUGGGCUUAAGGCUGUGAUGUCAUAUUUGUACCUGUAAUAUUCUGACUCAGAAGACGGUAUAGUGUAAUUCAGUAUGCAAAGGAAACUGGAGGUUUAUUUGCAGUUCAAGUCCAGUGACAGGUCAAAAACCCCUCAGCUAGACAUUCUGAAUACAGUGAAAAAAUCAAAUUCUGGAGAUCACAGCGGGUCAACAAAAUGUUAGCUUGCGCUUUCUCUCUGUCUCUCCAUGGAUGCCGUCUGACCCGCUGUAAUCUCCAGCAUUUGUUGUUUUCAGCACAGAUUCCGGGAUCUGCAGUAAUUUGCUCCCAGCUCCUGAAUAUAGGAUGCUUCCUGAAUUGCCUAAACUACUCUGACUAGCUAUUGAUCAUCUCCAUUGCUCUGGGCUUUUCCACUUGACAAUCAAGGUUUAAUAAGUCAGUCACGAAUACAAGCACACCACUGGUGUACAUUCUCAACUAUAACUAUAAAGCAAGCAGAGAUAACAGUGGCACAGUGAAAUUGUCAUUUGUACAGUAAUCUAGAUGCUUAGGGUAAAGCUCUGAAAGCAGGGAUUUUGCUCUGCAGUCGUAGUGUCCCUACGUCUGGUCCAGUGAGUUGUACUAACAAUUGUGAACACUGAAAGUAUCCAUGCAAAGCAGAGAGGUUACAUUAAAUCUGUAGAGAUUUUUGGUUUGAUCGCAUUCAGUACUACAUAGAGGUCUGUCUCUGUAAGAAAAAUAUAAAGGUACUGGUGAAGAUGUACAAUCCUGAAAACAGGCUGAGAGGUUAUGAUUAUUCUUGAAAACAGAAGAAUGAGAAGAUAAUCUGAUGGACGUCUUUUUACGUACGAAGGGACCUAAAUAUUCAGGGGCAUGUGACUUCUGAGAAGGACAGGCAGGUAAGAAAGAUGGUGGGGUCGCUUUGUAAAUAUAGGAUAGAACUAAAAUGAUAGCAAGGAAUGAUCUUGAAUUGAAAGAUGUAGAUUCCAUAUGAUUGACGUAAGAAAUAAUUGGAAGAAGUCACUCAUGGGAGUAGUUGUUUGGUAGGAUAGAGAAUAAAUCAGGUUAUAAUGAAUAUGUGUUUUUAAAAAAAUGUAGUACAUUAAUCAUGGAUGACUUUAAUUAUCACAUAGAUUGGGAAAAUCAAAUUGGUAGACUUAGCCAUGAGGAAAAGUGUAUUUGGGAAGACUUCCUCGAGCAAUAUGUUGUGGAUCCGGCCAGGGAUUAAGCUGUUUUGGAUCUGAUAAUGUGGUAAUCAGGCGUGUUUAAAAAAUGACCUCCAGAGUAACAAAUGAUCUCCCUGUUUCCUUGGGAACAGAGACCAUAACAUGGUAGAAAUUAGCAUGCGGUUUGAGAGGGAGAAACUCAGGUCAGAGACAGUUGCGAUAAACUCAAAUAAGAGCAAUUGGAAUAGAAUGAGAAGUGAGCUUGCUGGAGUGGACCGUGUAAGGAAUUUAGCAGCAGAGACAGUGUAAGCACAACGGCAGAAGAUAGUUUAAGAAGAUAGUUGAUGUCUCAUAGCAAAGAGAUAUUUCAGCAAGAAAGAAAAAUUUCAGGAAGGGGUAGUUAUCCAGUGAAGGUAAGGACAGCAUCAGAUUGAAAGAAAAAAAUAGUGUAGCAAAGAUUGGUGGUAAGCUAAAGGAUUAGAGAAGUUUUAAAAACCACCAAAAAAGAAGAAAAUAAUGUUGAUUGUAAACUUGCUAAUAAUAUCAAGUCAGACAGCAAAAGCUUCUUUAAGUGUAUAAAAUAGCCUACUUCUAAUUCUACAUCUUAUCCCUCUUAUGGACUUGAUACAUCAGAUUUAGAGAGAGAAAGUUUGUAUUUCAGGGAAAUUCCUGGGCUCAAAAAUCUGAGAUAGUCAUUAAUAAAUCCAAUAAGGAAUUGAAGUCUUCAUCCAAGAAUGGGGAGAGGUGGGUGACAUGGAACAUGGUGUGAUGUGAAAUGGUUUUGGCAAAUAGCAUAGGUGUGUUGAAGUGAAACAUAGAUAAGUACAGAGAGCAGAAAGGAAUGUAAGGGUACACUUAGAGAAUUAGGUUGGCAGUUCUAGUUUCACCCACUGCAUGUUUGGGCAAUUAUCCAGCAGGCAUCAGUGGAGAGGGCAAGGAGCACGGAAUGCCCUCUCACCACCUCAUUAAAUGGUCCUUCUCCCACCCCACCUCACCCCAGCACACAACUAUGGCACUCAGCUGCUGAACUCUCUGAUCGAUCCUUCACCUCCUGGCUCUCCCCAAGACUGAAGAGCAGCUUUAAAGCAGACCGCGGGGAGUUGCAUAAUGUCCAGGGUUGACCUGCAAUCUACAUCCAUUGAAGAUGAAUUAUCCAGACAUUCCUGUGAGCAACUCGGUGGAGGGGGGUGAGGGGGGAAUCAUCAUUAAGGCAUUAAAGAGGAGGGUGUGUUUGAUUUGAUUUUCUUUACACACAGUUUCCUUUGUUCGUCAUCAGGACUUAUACACUAAAUGGUAAGGUCCUCGGGAGUGUUGCUGAACAAAGAGACCUUGGAGUGCAGGUUCAUAGCUCCUUGAAAGUGGAGUUGCAGGGAAAUAGGAUAGUGAAGAAGGUAUGCUUUCCUUUAUUGGUCAGAGCAUUAGGUGUGGAAGUGGGGAAAUCAUGUUGCAGCUAUACAGGACAUUGGUUGGAAUGCUGCGUUCAAUUCUGGUCUCCGUGUCUUAGGAAAGAAUUUGUUAAACUUGAAAGGAUUCAGAAAAGAUUUACACGAUGUUGCCGGGGUUGGAGAGUUUGAGCUACAGGGAGACCUUCAGUCCAACACGUCCAUGGCAACGAGAUAUUCUAAAUUAAUCUAGUCCCCUUUGCCCAUAUCCCUUUAAACCCUCCCUAUUCGUAUAUCCAUCCAGAUACCUUUCAAAUGUUGUAACUGUACCAGCCUCCACCCCUUUCUCUGGCAGCUCAUUCUAUACACGUAGCACAUCUGUGUAAAAAAAGUUGCCCCUUAGGUACCUUUUACGUCUUCCCCUCUCACCUUAAACUUAUGGCCUCUAGCUUUGGACUCCCUUAACCCACAUGAAAAAUCUUGUCCAUUUACCCUAUCCAUAACCCUCAUCAUUUUAUAAACCUCUACAUGGUCACCACUCAGCUUCCGACGCUCCAGGGAAUUAAGGUGAGGGGAAAGAUUUAAAAGGGGAUCUAACGGGCAACUUUUUCACUCAGAGGGUGGUGUGUGCAUGGAAUGAGCUGCUAGAAG